This is a messenger RNA of Astyanax mexicanus (Mexican tetra), 2369 nucleotides long. It is a transcript of the gene pdia2, whose product is annotated as protein disulfide isomerase family A, member 2. The transcript is spliced from 11 exons. The record is from RefSeq and is a predicted model, not a curated record. Gene Ontology annotation, molecular function: protein disulfide isomerase activity. Gene Ontology annotation, cellular component: endoplasmic reticulum. Gene Ontology annotation, biological process: protein folding; response to endoplasmic reticulum stress. Bases 98 to 1828 code for a protein of 576 amino acids. NCBI's taxonomy places the organism in Eukaryota, Metazoa, Chordata, Actinopteri, Characiformes, Acestrorhamphidae.
AUGACUCGUCACUAUUAGCGCUCUCUUAUCAGCACCAGCACAGCCAGACAGCAGCACCACAUCUCUCCAGCCCUCCUGAAGAACACCACUCUCAGCCAUGAAGCUCCUGCACCUGCUGCUGUUCUCGCUCCUGCUGGGAGCUUUAUACGCGAAGGCAGAAGAAGAGAAGACUGAGGAAGGAUCUGAAGAGGAGAAAGAAGAGGAGGAAACUGAACCAGAGAAAAAAGAGAAGACAGAAGAGAUAACUGAGGAGAAGGACGUCUUGGUUCUUCACAGUGUAAACUUCGACAGGGCCCUCAGCGAGAGCAAGUACCUGCUUGUGGAGUUCUAUGCCCCAUGGUGUAGUCAUUGUCGUAUGCUGGAGCCAGUUUAUUCCCAGGUUGCCAGGCAGCUAAAGAAUGAGUCUUCUCCCAUACGACUGGCCAAGGUUGACGCCACCGAGGAGAAGGAGCUAGCUGAGGAGUUUGGUAUUGAUGGCUUUCCAACACUUAAAUUUUUUAAAGAGGGCAGAAGACAAAAUGCCACUGACUUUACAGGAAAGCGGACUGAGAAGGGUAUUAAACUGUGGUUGCAGCGACAAGUGGAGCCCCCAGCUACUGUCCUGAAGAAUACCAAAGAUGCUCAAGAACUUCUGGAUGCACAUGAUGUGGUUGUGGUUGGAUUUUUUGAUGACUUGAAUGGGGAGGAGGCUAAAGUGUUUUACAGCGUUGCAGUGGACAUGGUCAGCCUGAAUUUUGGCAUCACCAGCAGUCCAGAGCUCUUCAAGAAGUAUAACGUGAACAAGGACUCAGUCGUGCUCUUCAAAAAGUUCGAUGACAAGCGGGCAGACAUUUCCCUCCCUGAGGACGGCAAGCUGGACAAAGACAACCUGGUCACUUUUAUCCAGAACAACAGUCUUGAGCUCAUCAUCACAUUUAGUGAAGAGAAUGCUGAUAAGAUCUUUUCCUCCAAAGUCCAUAACCACAUCCUUCUCUUCAUAAACACAACCAUCGAGUCCCACAAUGCCCUGCUUGAUGACUACAGAGCUGCUGCAGUCGAGUUUAAAGGGAAAGUUCUGUUCAUUAAGAUAGACGUCAACGAAGAGGUUUCCCAUGUGAUGAAGUAUUUUGGUAUUUCUGCGAGUGACACUCCUGUUCUCCGCUUCAUCAACACUGACACGGUGAAGAAGUACGCCAUGGAGGAAGAAACCAUCAACAAGGACACACUGAAGACUUUCUGCCAGGGUGUGCUGGAUGGUAAAAUAAAGCCUCAUCUGAUGAGCCAAGAGAUUCCAGAAGACUGGAAUAAGAAUCCUGUUAAAGUCCUGGUGGGGAAGAACUUCGAACACAUUGCCUUUGAUGAGAGCAAGAAUGUCUUUGUGGAAUUCUAUGCUCCGUGGUGUGGUCACUGUAAAGAACUUGCCCCGGUGUGGGAGAAGCUGGGAGAGAAGUAUAAGGACCAUGAGGAUAUCAUCAUUGCCAACAUGGACUCCACAGCCAAUGAGGUGGAGGGAGUAACAGUGCAGGGAUUUCCCACCCUGAAAUUCUUUCCAGCAGGGACUGAAAGAAAGAUUGUAGAUUACAAUGGAAAGAGAGAUUUGGAAACAUUCUCCAAAUUUCUGGAUAAUGGUGGAGUGUUACCUGAAGGGGAGAGUGAGAAAGAGGAUGAUGAUGAUGAGGAUGACGAUGACGACGACGAUGAUGACGAUGAUGAUGAAGAAGAUGAUAAGGACAAAGAUGAAGAAAAGGACAAGGUCAAGAAAGACAGUGAAGAAGAAGAGGACUCACGAGAGUCGGCAGAAGAUUCAGAGAAACCCAGCAAUGAAUCCAGCAGCAAAGAUGAGCUGUAAAAAAACAACUCAGGAAUCAAGCAACUUGUAUAUCACCAGAGUUAAAUUGCAUAAAAGCGAUACAACUGAAACUAAAUAGACUAUUGGAUCACAGGUUCUUUUCAGGAAGAAUCAGUUCCCUACACUGAACCAUUUAAACGUCAGUCUAUGCAACAAUGCCGAAUCACUGAUCAUAGUCAUGGUUUAGGUGUAUAAAAUAAACAUCUCUCUUGUUCUCUUACAGACCCCAGGUAAUCUCAGAUCACCAGACCUCAGGUCUAGUCAGAGCAUUUCCCAGGUGUUUCUACAGACCUCGAGAAAGAAAUGGGAAAUGUUCUUUUUUUUAACAAUCAGAUUAAUUCCAAAUAAAAACCCUGAAAGAUUUUGACAGAUGUAAAUGCACAUAUAAAACAGGAAACAUCAGAAAGUAUUAUGGUAUAUCCAUUCAUUGGCUUUUGAUUGUGUAUUUAGUCACGUUUUUAUAAUGUGUUUAAAAAGUUAGAUUUAAAGCAUUUCUAAACCCUGUUGAAACUGUUUUAACUGAAUAAACUCUACAUAAUAA